AUGAAAAAUAAGGAAAGAAUUUUGAAAUCUAAUGGAAAUCGCAAGCGAGCUAGAGAGCCUGAUUAUCCUGACGGGGACGAGUGUGUUGUAAAGUGGUUUAAACAAGCGCGGGACAAAAACAUCCCUCUCAGUGGAACUUUUGCUCGUGCAAAAGUCGAAGAAUUUGCUAUCAGUUUAGGUAACAGCAGCUGCAAAGCAAGCUCCGGAUGGUUAAACGGAUUUAAGGAAAGAAAUGGAAUUUCUUUCAACUCUGUGUGUGGUGAAAGUUCAAGUCUGAACCAAGGUGCAGCAAAGGAGUGGAAAGAAAAAGUUGUCGAAAUUAUUGAGUAUACGCUGGACAGAGACAUUUUUAAUAUUGAUGCGACUGGACUUUUUUUCAAAUGUACCGCUGCAAAGACUCUUGCUUUUAAAGGUGAAAAAUGUAGUGGUGGAAAACACAAUAAAGACCGAAUAACCUUACUUGUAGGAGCAAACAUGGACGGCACUGAGAAAUUACUGAUGAUUGGAAAAUCGAGAAAUCCAAGGUGUUUUAAAAAUGUCAAAUCAAAGCAUAUAGAAUACCAUUCUAACACAAAAGCAUGGAUGACGGCGAAUAUUUUUGAAGACUGGCUGCUAGAUCUCAAUCGCACAUACCAAAGAAAAAACAGAAAAAUCAUCCUAUUUAUUGAUAACUGCACUGCUCAUAAAUCGAUACCCACUAUGGAAAAUAUCACGGUUGAUUUUUUCCUGCCAAACAUGACAUCUGUGGUGCUACCAAUGGAUCAAGGCAUCAUUAAAAAUCUGAAGCAUUUCUGCAGAUGUCUAGUCGUUCAACACCUCCUUACUGAAUCUUCCCAAAAGCUUCCUAUUACUCUCCUCGAUGCUUCAAGAAUGUGUUUAAAUGCAUAG
This is a messenger RNA of Parasteatoda tepidariorum (common house spider), 888 nucleotides long. RefSeq names its product tigger transposable element-derived protein 4-like. Lineage: Eukaryota; Metazoa; Arthropoda; Arachnida; Araneae; Theridiidae. The record is from RefSeq and is a predicted model, not a curated record.